Messenger RNA from Eutrema salsugineum, 1896 nucleotides. Its product is annotated as protein DA1-related 4. The transcript is spliced from 5 exons. Gene Ontology annotation, molecular function: ADP binding. Gene Ontology annotation, biological process: signal transduction; defense response. The record is from RefSeq and is a predicted model, not a curated record. NCBI's taxonomy places the organism in Eukaryota, Viridiplantae, Streptophyta, Magnoliopsida, Brassicales, Brassicaceae. Bases 1 to 1896 code for a protein of 631 amino acids.
AUGGACAAAAACGAAGAAACCGAAUACCCCGUCCACAUUAACUACAACGAAAAUGACUCAUCAGUCUCUCCCUUCAUCAGCCACCUCAUACCGGCUAUAAGACGAAAAGUGACCAGUUCAUUUUACGGGUUCACACUUUUAUUGGUGAUUUUCUCUAGGGACUACGCAUAUUCCGUGUCAUGCCUAGAGAAACUCGUGAAGGCUCUCGAAUCAUCGCGCAGUGAUGAGAACAGUUACGUGGUGGUUCCGGUGUUCUAUGGCGUAAGUCGAUUAGCUGUGAAACAACAAUUGGCGACGUUCAGUGAUGCCUUCACAGAGCACCGAAGGUCAUAUCCUGCGGAUCAGGUGACUAAAUGGCGACGUGCGCUAAAGGAAGCCGCGGAAUUCCUAGGCCAUGAGUAUAAUGAUGAAUCAAGUGAAGAAUCCGAAUUUCUGGAAAAGAUCGUUGAAUAUGUGUUUGAGAUACUCUAUCCUACAAAAGAGAUUGGGAUCUACAGCCGCCAAAUGGAAAUAGAAGACUUACUAUGCAAGCAAGCAUGGGGCCUUCGCACCCUAGGUAUCUUCGGUGAGCCUCACAUUGGCAAGACAGUACUGGCUAGAGCGGUCUUUGGCCGAAUGUUUGGAGGCUAUGAUGCUACUAUCUUUGUCAAAGAUUUCCACACCGAAUUUACUGAGAUGAGACUUGAGCCUUUGCCUAGUGAUUUCUUGUGUGGGACUCCGAUGGAAAAGUUUGACCUAAACGAUUCUGAUUCCGUGCCAUGCCAUCGCCAAAAGAGGGUUCUUGUUGUUCUAGAUGAUGUGCGAAUUGCUCAAGAUGCAAAGUCUUUUCUUGGAGCGGUUGAUCAGUUUGGUCCAGGGAGCUUGAUCAUCAUAACCUCAAGAGAUAAAACAGUUCUUGAGGAGUGCCAGAUGAAUGAAAUUUAUGAGCUUAAAGGUCUAAAUGAUGAAGACGCUCUGAAGCUUUUCACAAGGUGUGCCUUUGGGAAUGGAGUGAUAGAGCAGAAUCUUCUGGAUCUUUCAAUGAGAGUGAUUAAAUGUUCUGAUGGGAACCCAUCUUCUCUCAUUUCACAUGCCCAGGAGCUAAAGGGUAAGACUAUGAUCGAAAUGGAGUCAAUGUUGCUCAAGAUAUGUCAUGAUGUCCAAGACCGUCUCAAACUAUUUGAAGGGCCCCCAGUACACAUCGUCGAUGCAUGUGUUGACACUAUGAAGAACACAUCUUUUUGCUUGAUCUCCUAUGAAAAUGACUAUGAGCAUGGCGUUUUGGACACUAGAUAUCUAUCUGAGAAGCUCCAUCACAGUCACGUCUCUGAGUCUGUACCAAGUGCUCUAAGGGAUUCCCACUUAGAUCAUGAUCCUGCAGUGCAAACCUUGUCCCUAAACCCAUUUUUUAUAUACCAAGAAUUUGCUUGUCAAUUUCAGAAACUUAAAUUUUGGCGAUGGGGACGAUAUUAUAAGAGCUUCUCGAUGUUAAGGAGAAUCAAGCUUGGACAAUUAGUGACAUUGGUUGAAGUUGAAGAAAUUUCGGAAGCACGUCAACUUGAGCAUAUUGAUCUUCAAGAUUGCACAAGCCUGGAGAGCAUACUAGUCACUGAUAAGCUAGAACGUCUCCAAGUUCUUAAUCUUUCUGGUUGCAAUGGGAUCAAACGUUUUCCAAAUAUUGUACGAACCAUUAGAGAAUUGAAUCUUGAAGGGACAGGUGGAGAACUUCCUGCAUAUUACACUCAUCGAGAUGAUAAAAAUUUCCUAACCGUCAUUUUAAAGCUUGCAUCGUGGUUGACUCAAGAGUAUGGUGGCCAUCGUGAUUCGCCUAAGCACCAUAUCGAUUCCGUAUACCUCCUGAAUAAUAUGAACCAUCAAAUGAACCUUGACUCCUUGUUUCUCACAAAGAACUGGUAA